Messenger RNA from Eleginops maclovinus (Patagonian blennie), 3126 nucleotides. It is a transcript of the gene ccny, whose product is annotated as cyclin Y. Gene Ontology annotation, molecular function: cyclin-dependent protein serine/threonine kinase activator activity; protein kinase binding. Lineage: Eukaryota; Metazoa; Chordata; Actinopteri; Perciformes; Eleginopidae. Bases 504 to 1574 code for a protein of 356 amino acids. The record is from RefSeq and is a predicted model, not a curated record. Gene Ontology annotation, biological process: regulation of cyclin-dependent protein serine/threonine kinase activity; regulation of canonical Wnt signaling pathway. The transcript is spliced from 12 exons. Gene Ontology annotation, cellular component: plasma membrane; cytoplasmic cyclin-dependent protein kinase holoenzyme complex.
AUGUAGCAGCAGCAGGAGCAGUCUACAGUAAAGAGGCAACCAUGUAGCGCUGAGAGUAGAAAUAUUUCAAUCUGACUGGCUAAAUAAUAUGUCCUCAUGCAUUCAUGUCUUUAUAAACGAGUAGCGUAUCAACAUGUCUUGGUGAGAAAAACUGGACGCUCGGGCGGAAAUACAAGGCGAGGGAGUCGAGUGUGAAACCGAAGCCUGUUACAUAGAGCACUCGUUUGGACGUUUGGGAGCUGCGUUGGGCUACUCUUCUGCUCUUUUAUUCAACUUAGGCGUUUUAUCAGCCUUUUAAAUGAUUGCACUUAUCGGGCUACGCAUACUGUACACUCGGGGGAAGGGCGUGUAACGCUAACGGAUACCGGGGUUUGUAGUUCGCACAGGGGUCUGUCCAUCCGCGUUACCGCCCCGUUUCCUCCCCUGUAGGCUAAUAGCACGGCCAGGAGAAGGCUGAAAGCACCGUUUUAAGAUUGGACUAUAAACAAAAAGCUGCUUGCACCAUGGGGAAUACAACCUCCUGCUGUGUGUCGUCGAGCCCUAAACACCGGAGGAACAACCACUCCAGGCUCGAGCCCUACCGGCCGGAGCCGGAGCUGAGCCGGGAGGACACGGGCUGCAACCUCCAGCACAUCAGCGACAGAGAGAAUUUAGACGAUUUGCCCAUGGAGUACAAUCCCUCAGAUCAUCCUCGGGCCAGCACCAUCUUCCUCAGCAAGUCUCAGACUGACGUUGCUGUGCCAAGCAAGAGAGUUCGAGAAAAACGGAAGAGCCUUUACAUCAACCAUUUCACACACAUUUCGGAGAACAAGCAUCAUCCAGGCCUGGUGAGACGGAAGUACAGCUCAUGUUCUACUAUAUUCCUCGAUGACAGCACUGUCAGUCAGCCCAACCUCAAAUACACCAUCAAAUGUGUCGCCCUUGCAAUAUACUACCACAUAAAAAACAGAGAUGUGGACGGCAGAAUGUUGUUAGACAUUUUCGAUGAGAAACUGCACCCGCUCUCGAAGUCUGAAAUUCCUCCUGAUUAUGAAAAACACGACCCUGAGCAGAAGCAGAUCUACCGUUUUGUCAGGACGCUGUUCAGCGCCGCACAGCUCACGGCCGAGUGUGCCAUUGUCACGUUGGUGUAUUUGGAGCGGCUCCUGACCUAUGCUGAAAUCGACAUCUGCCCCGUCAACUGGAAGCGCAUCGUGCUAGGAGCCAUCCUACUGGCAUCCAAGGUGUGGGACGACCAGGCGGUGUGGAACGUCGACUACUGCCAAAUCCUCAAGGAUAUCACAGUGGAGGACAUGAAUGAGCUGGAGCGGCAGUUUCUGGAGCUGCUGCAGUUCAACAUCAACGUGCCGUCCAGCGUCUACGCCAAGUAUUACUUUGACCUGCGCUCCAUGGCAGAGGCCAACAACCUCAGCUUCCCCCUGGAGCCCCUCAACAGAGAGAAGGCCCAGAAACUAGAGGCCAUCUCUCGGUUGUGUGAUGACAUAUACAAGGACUUGAGGAAACAAGCAAAGAAGCGGUCAGUGAGCGCAGACAACCUGACGGUGGUGCGGUGGUGUCCGGCCAUCCUUUCCUAACACUGGGAUAGACCUGUCACACAUACUGUACUUCUACCUGGUUAACCAGGUGGGCAGCAGUGCUGUGGAUCAGUACACACACAUACACACAAUAUGGCACUUUUCUACAAAUGUGAUGGCACCCUCUCUGGCUGUUGUACAUAAAAUAAGUUCCACUGGCUGCCUGCACUGAACCAAACAGAGCUGAGCUGAACCAAACGCAAGUGUGUGAGUGAUCGGGAUGAGCACCUCGAGUGCAGAAGAGGACGCCUAACAUAAAUACAAAUGGCAAUAUAUGAGAGACUACGUGAUAGGAAAAUAGGAUCGAGCUUAAGGCGAGAAACAACAGCGUCCAUCAUUCCCUCUGAGGCUCCACGGGCCUGUGAUUGAGGAAGACCUUGUACAUUCCUUUCUUUCUAAAUCUGGUUCAGUCAGUUUCUUCCUUACCUGAGGCAUGAGAAGACUUUUUAAAAGCUGACAGGCACAUUGAAACGCUUAACUCCUUGUUGUUGUUUUUGCAUUCCCCAUCCAGCAGAAAGUCCUUGGAGCAGAAGGAAACGUACACAAAGGAAAGACAUGUACAUUCCACUGUUACCUUGUCGAUAAAUGUGACUGGACUACAUACCGUAUUCAUUUACAUCGUAGCCCAUUAUUAAACUUCUCAUAAGGAUCUGGGAAUUCAACCCCUACAGUUACAGUUUCUGUUACAGCAAGGCCAUACUUUAGAUAAACUAAAAGCAAUAUCCAUGCAUUGCUUUGUUGUUGUGAUUAAACGAGAUUAAGCAUGCAUACUUGGGAAACGACUGAUUGGAAGACAGCGCUCCGUCAGACGUGAGACAUACUGUAGAGCUUAUGUUAUUCACUGCCAUUGUCCUGACCUGUGGUGCCUGUAAUAAGCUAGCUAACACUUCUCCCCUUUCUACUGCAGGAAUAGAACAAAUAACUGAAGUAUUUUGUGUCAACAUUUUGUACCGUUCUUCCAGCUAACAACGAAACAGCACAAGUGACAUAUUGACAUUUAGGAUCCACAAAACGCAUGAUUCUUCAGGGUUGUUCUGGUGAGUACCCAAAUGAAUGGAAAAGCAUUAAUCAAACCCCGCUUACAAAAAGAUAGAUUGUAUACAUUUUGCUAAAUCGUCUCUGUACAGUGUAGAUACAGCGCCGGUGUGCAUAAUCUGUAGACUGAGGUUGUACUGUAAAAGAAAAACUGAACGUGUUGGAAUAUGUAUAUUGGAUCAGUUUUUACUGUACAUGAGGGGGGUAGUAAAUAUGUUUGAUUCCUUGUUCAUAUGAAAAAAUCUAUUAAAAACUAAAGUGAAGUAUUCAGAUUUAAAUGGGAGAUGCCACUUACGAUUUUUGGUCUGUUUUUAUUGUUACGAUGUUUUCACAAUGCAGAAAAUGCCAUGAUUUUAUAUGUCAGGAUGUAUACGAGUGGAUUUAGUCUGGUUUCAUUCAUUUUUGUCUUUUUUUUCAUUUGUCUUAACCCAAGUCUGUGGAAGCAUUGACAGAUUUAUUUUCCUUAGCGAUGACGCUUGUUUGCAAGUGACAAAAUUAAAAUAAGCGAAACUGUCAA